Aspergillus pseudonomiae is the source of this 2665-nucleotide messenger RNA. RefSeq names its product amine oxidase. The transcript is spliced from 4 exons. NCBI's taxonomy places the organism in Eukaryota, Fungi, Ascomycota, Eurotiomycetes, Eurotiales, Aspergillaceae. Bases 515 to 2578 code for a protein of 687 amino acids. Gene Ontology annotation, molecular function: quinone binding; copper ion binding; primary methylamine oxidase activity. Gene Ontology annotation, biological process: amine metabolic process. The record is from RefSeq and is a predicted model, not a curated record.
AAGAUACAUACCGCCACGAUCCAAAUGUACAGUAGAUCUUCCUGGCUCCAAUAGGAGUAUCGUCCCUUCCAGAUCAGUGGAGAUUGGAUACGGUCGGUAGGUUUCAGCCCGGUUUUGUACACUUCUGGCCCCUACUGUGUAGUACAGUGAAGGUUGUCGAUGUAUUUCCGGGGUAUGCUCGAGGCCGCCGAUUAGAGCAUCUCCACUCAAUGACAGCGACCUUACCCAAUUCGGCAUGUCCAUGCGCCAUGUGGAACGCCUUGUCGAUAUGCAUCAUCUACCACGGCUAUCUACUAUACCCUGAUCCGUCGUUAUGGUGGCCAUCGCCAAUGCCAACUGACUUAUAUAAAGACCUUCUCUCCCUCUUUACAACAAUGUCGCUACAUAUCCCACUUCAACCCUUUUCAACAUCAUCCCCCGAAGACCCUUGUCGUCUGUCCUUGAUCACCUCUCCUACUUCUCCUCAGACAAUCUCUAAAUACUAUAGUGCCCUUACCCUGAACCCCUUCACAUCAUGUCAUUCACAUCUCAAGGGACAACACCGACAACUUCGGGAAAGCUUCACCCGUUUGACCCUGUCCGACCGGAAGAGAUCAGACUCGCGGUUCGCAUCCUAGAGGCAUCGUUUCCCGGUGUUCCGCUUCGCUACAACCGCAUUGAUAUUCAUGAGCCUGUUAAGCAAGAUGUCAUUCCCUAUAUCGAAGCAGAACGGCUAGGAAAGCCUCUUCCUCCCAGACCAGCACGUCUUUUGUAUUCCUACUUCAGUCGUCAAGACACAGGCGUCUGCAUCAAGGCCUUGAUGAAUGCGGAUACGAGGUCUCUCAUCUACGCAAAGGAGUUCCCAGAGGGAGUGCAGCCCCCCAUGGAUAUUGAUGAAAUUGCUGGUAUCGAAGAGCACUGCAUGCAGCACCCAGCUGUCCUGGCAGAAAUUGAAAAGCUCAAGCUGCCCCCUGGCAUGACAGUCUGCAAUGACCCAUGGAUGUACGGAACUGACGACCUCAACGAGAAACGGCGACUUUUCCAAUGCUUCAUGUAUAUCGUCGAGGUCGAUCAUCCCGAGAACAACCAUUAUUCUUUACCUUGCAAGUUCUCUCCUGUCUUUGAUGCCCGUACAAAGGAAUUGGUCCGUAUGGAUUAUCUCCCCGGUGGCGCAGAUCACCAGACAACCGAGACUCAGCCGUGGGUACCCGUCAAAGCAGUUCAGUAUGCUCCAGAACUUCUAGACGAGCCACUCCGGACAGACCUCAAGCCAUAUGUUGUUCAACAGCCUGAGGGUGCUUCCUUCUCGGUGGAUGGCAACUCCGUUUACUGGCAGAAAUGGCGCUUCAGGGUUGGAUUCAAUAACCGGGAGGGUCUCGUCCUCCACAAUAUCACAUACGACAAGCGCAACGUUUUCUACCGUCUGAAUGUCUCCGAGAUGACCGUGCCAUACGGAGACCCCCGAGCCCCCUUCCACCGCAAACAAGCCUUCGACGUCGGCGACGUCGGCUUUGGUCUCAACGCCAACCAACUCUCCUUGGGCUGCGACUGCCUCGGCCAUAUCAAAUAUUUCGACGGCUACAGAUGCGACGCGAAGGGCAGCCCCAUCCUGUUGAAGAACAUCAUCUGUAUGCACGAACAAGACAACGGCCUGCAAUACAAGCACACAAAUUACCGCUCAAACGCAGCAACCGUCAAGCGUAAUCGCCAGCUCGUCCUCCAGAUGAUCUGCACCGUCGCAAACUACGAAUACAUCUUCGCCUACAUUUUCGACCAAGCUGGAAACGUCGAGCUCGAAGUCCGCGCAACAGGUAUCCUGUCCACCGUUCCCUUCGACAACCUGAACGGUGAGACUGUUCCCUGGGGUACUAACGUCGGCCCUGGCGUCAUGGCCCCCUACCACCAACACAUGUUCUCUCUCCGCAUCGACCCCGCAAUCGACGGCUUUAACAACACCGUCUACUACGAAGAUAGCGUGCCGCUCCCUGAGGACGAGAAUAACCCCUAUUUGGUGGGCUACACCACAGAACAGACCGUGAUCCGGAAGUCCACCUCCGCCAACACAGACGUUAACCGUCACCGCGUCUUCAAAAUCCGUAACGACAACGUUAUCAACCCCAUCACCUACAAGCCCGUGUCAUACAAACUCAUGGCAGUGCCUAGCCAAAUGCUCCUACUCCCCAAGCACGCAGUGGGACACCAGCGGGCUGAGUUUGCCAGCAAGCCGAUCUGGGUCACCAAGUACCAGGAUAAUGAGCUGUUCGCCGCUGGCGAAUUCACGAACCAGAGCAAAAAGGCCGAGGGUGUUGAGACCUGGGUCCAGAGAAACGACGAUACAGAGAAUGCGGACGUGGUCCUUUGGCACACUUUCGGUCUCACCCACAACCCUCGUAUUGAGGACUUCCCUGUGAUGCCUAUGGAGCGUAUUAGCGUUAUGCUUCGGCCGGAUGGCUUCUUUACGAAGAACCCGGCUCUGGAUGUGCCUCCUUCGUCCCAGGCAUUCAAUAAAUCGACUCUUCACCCCGAACCGGCGCCGGCUGCGGCAUGCUGCUCUGGGGUUGGAGGCAGCAAGGCGAAGCUUUACAAGCGUGUUGACUAAGUGAGAUACGCUUGGCUGGUUCUGUUAUUGUACAUGAGACUUCUUUCUGUAUAUAAUUUAAAUAUAAUGAGAUGGAUGGACUGAUCU